Molecule: messenger RNA, 1475 nt
Organism: Perca fluviatilis (European perch)
Lineage: Eukaryota; Metazoa; Chordata; Actinopteri; Perciformes; Percidae
Exons: 8
Coding region: 1-1155 (384 amino acids)
Source: RefSeq, a predicted model, not a curated record
AUGAUCUCACCUCUCAUCAUCUGCACGGUUUGUCUGCUCUGUACUGCAGGUGUGGGCUGUACUAAGGUAGUCCAACAGACUCCAGGUUUACUGGUGCAGAGGGGUCAGUCUGCUCAGAUGGACUGCAGUCACACCCUGCCGGGCGCCUUCUAUAACAUGUACUGGUUCCAGCAGUUACCAGGGAAGAGUAUGGAGCUCAUCGUCCACACGGUGCCGUACAAGAAGCCCGACUUUGGGAACUUUAGCCAGGACAAAUACUCAGCCAACAAGACGGUGAUUGAGAGCGGAUCUUUCACGGUGAAAAAUGUGAAACCAGAUGACAACGGAGUGUAUCUCUGUGGUGUCACCGUCACAGAAAUAGCAGCAGUCAGGGUGCAUGGAGCUCCCCCCACCCCCCAGUCUUCAGUCAGACGCAGAAAGAUGGAGGCUGAGAUACGGAUCCGCCGGGUGGGGGAAGGAGAGCCGACACAAGCAAAGAGAAGAUUGAAUAAGGAAAUAAGCCUUUGGUUCAAUUGCACCAAAACUGGAGGUUGGUAUGUUUUUUUUCCUUUAUGCCUUUGUAGUUCCAGUCUAGUGGUUUAUGAUAUCAAGGGUGCGCGCUGUGCCUAUUACGAACCCCGUUUCGGCCCAGGCACAAAACUGACUGUUCUUGACUCAAACCGUACUAUCACCCCGCCAAAAGUGAAAGUGCUUCAACCUUCGCCAAACGAGUGUCAAACCAACAAAGACAAGAAACACAAGAAGACCUUGGUGUGUGUGGCGUCCCAUUUCUACCCGGACCAUGUGAGUGUGUUCUGGCAGAUCAACGGGGUGAAUGUCACACGUGGCGUGGCGACCGACAAUGCUGCCCUGUGGGGAGGGGAACAUUACAGCAUCAGCAGCAGGCUGACGGUCCCGCUCAGUGAUUGGCUCACACCGAGCAAGACGUUCACCUGCACCGUCAGCUUCUUCAACGGGACUGAUACUGUGCCCCGUUCCGAUUGGGUCCGAGGCGUUGAAGUACCAGCAGCACCGACAAGAGGGAAGUAUUUGAGGAUCACGCACACUGCCAAGCUAUUCUACGCCACUUUGAUCGCCAAGAGCAGCGUCUUCGGAGUCUUCGUUGCUUUUCUGGUGUGGAGGCUUCAGGGCUCCUCUGGGAAACAGAAGGACUGAGAGCUGAGCUACACAAACCAGCUGAUUCGUCUGGUUUCUGUGAAUAAAGAUUCUGAAAUCUGAAGAGCGCUUGCAUUAAAUGCUCAGUCAGUUUAUUCACAUCCCGCCCAAAUUAGAGCAACUCGCUUGACUUAAGAGCCUUUGAUAUCCAUACAGCAGAGGUGGAAAGUAACGAAUUACAUUUACUCCCGUUACUGUCAUUGAGAAGUUUUGUUUGUGUACUUUUACUUUUUAAAGCAGUUUUAUUUGAACUGUACUUUUACUUAAAGGUGCACUAUGAGUUCCUGCAUGGUCACUUCUGUUGACGUUCCAAGUCAAUU